Gilbertella persicaria is the source of this 1241-nucleotide messenger RNA. RefSeq names its product polynucleotide kinase 3 phosphatase-domain-containing protein. Bases 18 to 1232 code for a protein of 404 amino acids. The record is from RefSeq and is a predicted model, not a curated record. Lineage: Eukaryota; Fungi; Mucoromycota; Mucoromycetes; Mucorales; Choanephoraceae. Gene Ontology annotation, molecular function: double-stranded DNA binding; polynucleotide 3'-phosphatase activity; ATP-dependent polydeoxyribonucleotide 5'-hydroxyl-kinase activity. The transcript is spliced from 5 exons. Gene Ontology annotation, biological process: DNA repair.
UUUUUUUUUUUUUAUUAAUGAAACGAGCUCCAUUAACUUUGUCUGAUCAAGAAACAAAAAAGACCAAGAAAGAUCAUCCUUUUUUUGACAUGAAUUCAAGAAAAGCCAUCCAAUGGCUGAAUGUAUUUGAAUCUGUCUUGAUUGCCAAAAGUAAAGCAGCAGCCAUUGCAAGUCCUAAAAUAGCUGCUUUUGAUCUUGAUGGUACAUUGAUAGCUACCAAGAAAGGGAAUGUGUUUGCUAAAGAUCAGUAUGAUUGGCGUUGGUGGGAUCCUACAGUCAAGAAACGACUUGAACAACUCCAUCAAGAAGGAUACAAUAUUGUGGUCUUUUCAAAUCAAAAUGGUCUCAAAUCCGAAAAGACCACACAAAUAUUUAAGCUAAAAGUAGAAGCCAUCUUGAAUCAACUCAACUUUCCUGUCUUGUUGAUGGCUGCUUUGAAAAAGGACAAGUAUCGUAAACCAAUGACAGGCAUGUGGGACUAUAUCACACAGAACCAAGAGAUCAAUCGAGAGCAAUCAUUUUAUGUGGGUGAUGCAGCAGGCAGAAAACAAGGAUGGAAAAAGAAUCAUAAGCAGGAUCAUUCUACAGCAGAUCGUAAAUUUGCAGCCAAUGUAGGUAUUCAGUUCCAUACACCUGAAGAAUACUUUUUGAAUGAAGCACAAGCAGAAUUUGAAUGGCGUGGGUUUCAUGCAGAGGGCUAUUUAGCCUCUUCUUUACCUCUUCAUUCGCCUGAUACAACACCUAUUGCUAUUGAAGAUCAUCAAGAAAUGAUUGUCUGUGUAGGCUAUCCUGCUUGUGGAAAGACUAGUUUUGUUAAGAAGCACCUUGUGCCCAAAGGCUAUGUCCAUGUCAAUCAAGACACACUCAAGACACGUCUGAAUUGCAUCAAAGCAGUUCAAGAAGCAUUGCAUAACAAACAAUCGGUGGUGAUUGAUAACACUAACCCAGACCGUAGUACACGCGACACUUAUAUCAAAAUGGCCAAUCUAUCAGGUGUGCCUAUUCGCUGCUUUUAUUUUGGUGAUAAUGAAGAUUUAGCUCAACACAACAAUCUUUACCGUGCCAUCUAUCACUCUUCAAGAGAUGUGAUCAGUAGUAUUGUAUUUCGUAUCUUUAAAUCCAAACUAGAAAUACCUCAACCAGAAGAAGGAUUUCAAGAAGUGAAAUGCAUUAACUUUGCAUUUGAUGGCUCAGAAGAGGAUAAAAAGAGAUGGUCUCAAUGGUGGCAUUAAUAAUAAACA